AUGUCGAGGCUCUCACCGUCACUGAAGGCCCUCAUUAACGCGCCCUUUGCGCGCCCUGGCCAGACCCCAGCGCCGUCGCACAUGCGGGAAGUUUACCAGACAGUUGCGCGCGAUGCGGCCUCAAAAAACGUUGGCACAAAGCCAUGGCUGGCGAUAUCGGCCGCAGCUACAUUCACUAUGAACUCUCCCGAAUCCCUCGAGUGUCUCUAUAACGUCGCGUCGUCUUCCGGUCGUCCGGACAAGCGCGAGACGGCCGAGUUCGUCCGCGAGAUUGGCCUCAAGUGCAUCAGCUUCAACGGCAUCCCACGCACCAUCAACUGCCUGAACGCAUUCUACGCGAGCCUCCCCAAAGAUGUGACGGCGCAGCUGGAGACGAAGCCGACGCGCACGCCCAAUGCGCAGAACAUUGGCGACAUUACUGCCCGUGGCCAGGCACUCUGGGACUCCAUCUACGCGCCUUUCGAGGUCAAGUUGUACGAGAAACUGGCGCAGUCGCACCCCGACUUGCCGGUGCACAUCCUGAACAGCCACUACGCGGGGCUGUUGUCGGAUCCCAAGGAGCGCGGCGGCCUGGCGAGCGUAGGGAGACUCCUGACGUCCGUCGUCGCCAUCUCAUGUUUGAGGGCACAAUCGGGCGUCGGCCCGCAGGUGCUGUCGCACGUCUUCGGACUGAGGAAGGGACUGGAAGACGGCACGUUCAAGGCGGACAACCAGGAUGACAUCCAGGGCGCAAACUGGCUGGCGAGCGACGAGGGCAGCGAGUGGAUUCUGAACUCGGUUGAUACCAUCACGGAGGCGAUUGGCGGGGCGGCGAGGUCCAACUUUGCGCCUGCGCGUGAGUCCAAGUUGUAG
Colletotrichum graminicola M1.001 is the source of this 852-nucleotide messenger RNA. RefSeq lists its product as uncharacterized. NCBI's taxonomy places the organism in Eukaryota, Fungi, Ascomycota, Sordariomycetes, Glomerellales, Glomerellaceae. Bases 1 to 852 code for a protein of 283 amino acids. The transcript has 2 exons. The record is from RefSeq and is a predicted model, not a curated record.